CGCCGUCGUCCCCAGCAUACUCCUCUCCCGAACGAUAUCGCCGUCGACUUGGGCGAUUUACCACCAUGAAGCUCGUAAGAUUUUUGAUGAAACUCAACAAUGAGACUGUAACGAUUGAACUCAAAAACGGAUGCGUCGUCCAUGGGACGAUCACUGGGGUCGACAUGCAAAUGAACACUCAUCUCAAAACGGUCAAAAUGACCGCUCGCAACCGUGAUCCGACAUCCCUCGACUCGCUUUCAAUCCGCGGAAACAACAUCCGUUACUUUAUCCUUCCUGACUCCUUGCCUCUUGACACUCUUCUUGUCGACGAUGCGCCUAAACCGAAGGGAAGGAAGAAGGAAGAUACACGCGGAAGGGGUCGUGGUGGUCGUGGCGGAGGAGACAGGGGUCGUUCUCGUGGACGUGGACGAGGCCGGGGCCGGGGUUUCUAGUCGUUCGAUGGAGCAUUGAACGGAUGUGGGAAUAGCGAUGCGCGAUCCGAUGUUAUUGAAUGCAGUACGUCGUUUGUCUCACUGCACGAACCUCUGGCUUUCUUGCUAGUUUUGUAUCCAUUCUUCUGUUUAUCUUGUCCAUCUCAUCCUCUCGCCUUGUGAGCCAUUACAUAGCAAUUCGCGCUUUGCUCUCC
Molecule: messenger RNA, 628 nt
Organism: Heterobasidion irregulare TC 32-1
Lineage: Eukaryota; Fungi; Basidiomycota; Agaricomycetes; Russulales; Bondarzewiaceae
Exons: 3
Coding region: 66-434 (122 amino acids)
Biological process (GO): spliceosomal snRNP assembly; RNA processing
Cellular component (GO): U4 snRNP; commitment complex; precatalytic spliceosome
Molecular function (GO): RNA binding
Source: RefSeq, a predicted model, not a curated record